AACAUGUAGUUUGGUCAGUUCUCGAAGAUUUAAUUUGAGAAUAAGUUUAUAUUUUUUGGAAAAAAGAAGCAAAGAAAGCAGAUACUGAUCAAAACGCAGAGGCAUCCGGCUCGUAAGUUUUAUUUGAAUUUAGCCAAACCAAAAACCAAGCAUACAAAGCUAUUAUUAAAGCUGAAAAGCAAAUAGGCAAGCGCAAGAGUUUAUUAUCGUGAAAGGCACUGAGCGAACACUUAAUAAACCAUCAUUUUAGCGCUUUGCACAGGAACUCACUUGGUUUUGAGUUUCUGAACACAUUUUCCUUUUCAUUAGCGCGGCAAUUGUGAGAUCAGCGUACGCCAGACAAACCAAAAGUCGACUUAUAGCCUAUAUAGACAUAGCUAUUGUCGAAUUGUCCUUUGGUACACUGCCCGCAAUUCUGUCGUCGUCUAAUACGAAUUACCAUUGUAGAGGGUGUCUUUUGUUUGUUUCCCGUUUGCCAAUCGUUGAAAGAAUUGCAUUAAGGUCACUGAACUGCUGGCGUUACUGAAAACCAGCCAGAGUUUUUCGAAAAGCAAAAUCUCUGAGUUCUGCGACCGGUGUGUGCAGCACAAGUAGCAAACAGAUUAGUUUUAUUUUCGGUGGCGUUUCGAUAGAGAGUUCCAGUGGUCUUUUUUGGACUCCCUGAAGCGCAAGUUGAUGACCAACACGGAUCUUGAGCGAAAGAUUGAGAGUUUCUUCGUACAAACUCGUUGAUAUCGGCCCAAUUGGGAAGUCUGAGAUCCGCGUUUAGCUGAAAAUAAAAGCAAACAAAAUUUGCCAAGGACUGCGAGAACGAAAGGACGAAUUCCGCUCCUUUCCACUUCUCCUCCUUGCGAUUUUAUCUGGGCCUAGUUUUCUUUUUGCACUUUCCCGACACUUUUUGCCAGCAAAGAGUGUUGUUUGUUUAAAUUACAACCUUGAAAACCACAACAGGUACUAGGCCAGCCCUCACAAUGUCUGUCCCUGUACGCUACUCCUCUGCUGCCGCCGAAUACGCCGCCGAAGUUGAUUGUGAGUUGGAGAGCACUCUGCAACAGCAGCAACAGUUGCACUUGCAACAGCAAUACGAGCAAUACCAGCAAUACCAGCAGUACCAGUACCAACGGGAGCAGGAUAUCGCCUACUAUUGCCAGUUGCAGGCGGCGCGGCAGCAGGAGCAGUUGAUGCAGCAGAGGACAUCGAUGUCGUCGUCGGUUAUGCCAGGCCUAAACUUGCCCCAGGAUCACCAGGACCACCCAGCCGCCCUUUUGAACGGACCCCACAACAACAACAUCGGACUCGCCAUGGACGCCCACAGCAUCAACGCCAUUCUGGUCGACGACGAGCAGCCCUCGACUUCGGCCCAGGCUGCCGCCGCUGCUGCCGCAUCCGCGUGUGGAUCUGCUGCUGGACCGGGACCGGGACUGGGAUCGGGAUCGGGAUUGGGUGGUGCCAUCGGUGGGGGCAAGCUGGCCAACGGCAUUAACCGCAAUGCAGAGAUGCCAACUGAUUGGAUGAGGAUUGCGGACGAGGGCCGGUAUGGGACACCGGGUGCUGCUGGCUUGGAGUAUCAGAAGUACGAACAACAACAACAACUCGAGGAUCUGGCGGAGGCCGAGGCAGGAGCCGUCGGUGGAGCCAGCAACAACAACGGCGAGUCGUCUUCGUCCUUAAAAAAGCUGGAGGAUCAGUUGCACGCCCUCACCUCGGACGAGUUGUACGAAACCCUCAAGGAGUACGACGUCCUGCAGGACAAGUUCCACACGGUGCUGCUGUUGCCCAAGGAAUCGAGGCGUGAGGUUACUGCCGGAGGUCGAGAUGGAUCCGCUUACGUGCUGCGCUGCCUAAAGAUGUGGUACGAGCUUCCCUCCGACGUCCUGUUUUCGGCCAUGAGCCUGGUGGACCGCUUCCUGGAUCGCAUGGCUGUCAAGCCGAAGCACAUGGCCUGUAUGAGCGUGGCCUCGUUCCACUUGGCCAUCAAGCAGCUGGACUUGAAGCCCAUUCCCGCCGAGGAUCUGGUUACAAUAUCUCAGUGUGGUUGUACCGCUGGUGAUCUGGAACGCAUGGCCGGCGUGAUUGCCAACAAGCUGGGCGUCCAGAUGGGACAUGCACCGAUCACUUCUGUGAGCUACCUGCGCAUCUACUACGCCCUCUUCCGCAACUUGGCGAAGGAGAUCGGCGGCGACUUCUUCAAGUUCUACCAGCAGCUCAUCAAGCUGGAGGAACUGGAGAACCGCCUGGAGAUCCUGAUGUGCGACGUGAAGACCACGGUGAUUACGCCCUCGACGCUGGCGCUGGUGCUCAUCUGCCUGCACCUGGACUUCCACAUCAAGGAGUCGUACACCCGCGGCAGUCCGGAGCUCAAGCACGUCUUCGAGUACAUUCUCUUCCUGCAGCAGUACAUGAGGAUUCCUGAUCGCGUUUUCACCUGCGGCUUCAGCAUCGUUUCGGGCAUUCUGUCUCACUACAACGGACAGAACAAGGCGCCCUACAAGCAGCGGCUAGUCUGGAAGCUGUCCAGUCGCACGCUGCGCGUCUUGCGCCCGAUCAACCGCUUCUCCUCCGACCUGCCCACCAUUGAGGAAGGCAUCCCCAAUGCCCUCGACGAUGGCCUGCGUUCUAGAACCGAGAGUAUUAGCUCCGAGGAGGAGGAGGACUGGCCCACUUCACCCAUAAUUCCAAUUUUCGAACAAUGUUAGUAUCCAGCGACAGCCAGCAGCAGUAGAGCAGCAGGGUCAACAGCUGGACAACUGGAGCAGCGGACUAAAGAACCAUCAACCAGACGCGAUCGCGGCACACCAGCCUCCAGGAGAUCAGGCACUAGACAUAUCCCCAUCAGCAGCAGGAGGACGGAAGUCUCCGAAGAGGAUGUGUGCCCGUGAGAGCGUUCCGCGUGCAAGUGUAGUAGUGCUGGUUGAGGUAGAGUGUGUAUAUUUUGCUAAAGUGCAUCAUAAUUCUUUUGGCAUACACACAAAUGUGUAUUUGGUAGCGCUGGUUCUAACAUUUAAGAAACUAUUGAGAUACGGAAAUGUGGGCGGCAAGGUGACGCAGUCACGCCCUUUCCCUUUUGAAAAAGUUACCCGAGAGUAGCGCCCCCACAUUUUUUCGAUUUAUUUGCGGCAGACAAAAAAAUACGUGAAAAAAAAAACAAAAGCAAAAAAAAAUUUAAAAAAAAAUUAAAACGAAUGCUGCGGACCAUCAUACAAAAGAUUGAUGCCGUUCCGGAUCAUUAUUCGAGAUCAGUGAGAGAGAGAAUACGAUUUGAGAAUUGCGAGCCCACGCCGAAAUCCCGAACAUCUGGAAUGGGACAGCAGUUUUUUGUUGGUUGCGCUUGAAACCGUCAAAAAAAAAUUCAAAAACCAUAAAGAAAAACCUCCAACAAAAAGAAAAUCCUUUCUACAGACCCCCUAAAUAAGUUGUCAGUCUAUGUUCUCUGUGUUUGUCCCGCUCUUAUCAGUUAAUGUAAAAGCCCCGAAUCAAUGGACCCAAAAAACCCUAAAAACACCAACAAAAAUCAUAAAAUCUAAAAAAAAGUACAAAAGUUCUUUAUGUAUAGACCGACCUAAAAGAUAAGCUAACAACAAACAAAAAAAAAAACACAAAAACAAAAACAAGGUCAGAUCAGAUUAAUCAGUAAUUUUAGCCGCGCUCAAACAAUAUGAGAAAGCCCAUAGAAAAACUAAAGUAUAAUUCGCCGCCUGUAUUGACUAAGAACUUAAACAAUAAUAUAACAUUAAACAAAGGUACGAUGAAGCCACAAUAUGUAGUGUAUGUCUAGUAGAUUUUUCUCUGUAUAACAAAAUCGAAAACCAAACAAAAGCGAACUCAAUUUCCGCCCUAGAAAAUCAAACGAAGCUAAGUAAAUUUGUUAUUUCUACUCAAUUGUUUAUCUAUGACUCGAACGAUCAAUCAUUCAAUCAACUGCAAGGCAUUGAAAUUUAGUUCGAGUACCACGGUGAUCCUCUUUUUUAUAUUAUACCUUCACUUAUAGUGCACAUGCUAAAUCUAAAUCUUCUUUUUUGUUAUAUAAUAUUACUUAACUUAUUAAACGAAAUGUAAACUGAAAUCCAUUCUUAUGUUCUACCACGUACGAAACUACCCAUUAAACCCUAGUUUAAAGCAAACCAGCGUUGAGACAAAGCCAAAAUUCAAUUCAAAUUGAAGCGCGGCAAAUUAGAAAUCAGAAUCAGAAAUUAUGAUGCAACAUUUAGCAAGAUGUACCGAGAGAGAGAGAGAGAGAGAGGGUCGAGCGAAGAGUUUUAGAGAGCAUAGGCAAACUAACGCAGAGCAUAAAAGCAAUUGAAAUUUCGCGAAUUCAGAACACUUUCUUUUUAAUCCACUUGGCAGCGGAAUGUGCAAACUCCUGUCUGUAAAUUUGAAUAAAAUGCGUUUGCCCCCGCCACAGGGGCAUUCAGAUUUCACGAAUA
This is a messenger RNA of Drosophila erecta, 4424 nucleotides long. RefSeq names its product cyclin G (gene CycG). Gene Ontology annotation, cellular component: cyclin-dependent protein kinase holoenzyme complex; cytoplasm; nucleus. The transcript has 6 exons. Gene Ontology annotation, biological process: mitotic cell cycle phase transition; regulation of cyclin-dependent protein serine/threonine kinase activity. The coding region runs from base 972 to 2696 and encodes 574 amino acids. Gene Ontology annotation, molecular function: cyclin-dependent protein serine/threonine kinase regulator activity. NCBI's taxonomy places the organism in Eukaryota, Metazoa, Arthropoda, Insecta, Diptera, Drosophilidae. The record is from RefSeq and is a predicted model, not a curated record.